UUGUGGUUAUGUUUGAAUUAUGUGUUGGAAAGUAACAAUUCUGGCUAAUAUUGUUAUUUGUAUGUGAGCGUUAAUGAAAAGAAUUGUAUAUUGUUGUUGGGCGAAUCUUCUAGUAACAUACGUUACCUUACAUAGUCAUUAAAUAAUUUAUUUGUGUAGUUUUUAGAGUUCUUCAGAAUAUUAUACGACGUAGAUCUUUCGAUAUGCGAGCCAAGCAGUAACCAUUAUUUUGAGCAAGUUCCUUGUAUUGGAUUGUUUUGGAGAAUGUAUAACCAAAGUUAUUUUAAAUGUAAUCUGAAAAGUAAUUUUUUUUAUUCUUAUACAUUUUUUUCUUUUCAGAAAAAAAAAUGACGAAAGCCAAGGUUUUUGAAAAGUUUUUUCGAUUAUUAAAAUCUGAAUUUUUGAUCUUGGAAAUUUUACUUUUUUUUUAUAUUUUAGUUUUCGGUUCCAGGACAGCAUGCGCCAAAUAUUAUUUUCGAGAAAGAUAUAAGCGCCAGUUUAUACUUACAGAGAUCAAAUAUAUUUUGGCGCGCAACUCAUUUCGAAUGUAGUAAAUUAUUUCGAAACACAAGAAAUAUCUCUCUUAGGUUGUUUAUUUCACUAAACAAAGAAAGAAAUAGUAAGACUUCCUUUAAAAAUACCUUUUUAUUGACAGUGAAGAUUUUUGAUCACUAAUGGAAAAAUAUGUUUAGGUGUAGCUGAUUGCUCAUUAAAAGAACUCCUGAAGAUGGAAUAUUUUUUCCUGCAAAUUAUGUGUAUGCUAUGUAUGUGAGUUCAAGUAUUCAGAUUGGGAUUGCUGUAGACAACACACAACGGCAUUUGAGGAAUAUUACCGAACAGCCAUGUGUCAAUAUUGAGCAUCUGUAUGAAUUUUAUGGGUAAAAGUUUACAAUUGGGUGCCCCUUGUUUUUUGAUGAUUCUUAUUUGAUGCCAAGAUCGGAGCCAGGAAGGCACAAUUUCAAGAUGGCCACUACACAAAACCAAAUUAAGAAGUCAAAGAAUUGCACAAACUCUGUCUCCAUGUAGACAUCGACCUAAUUUUACUUAAAAAAAAUCAGGGAAUUGCACAAACUAAACUGUGCACUGCCUUGUCCAUGUACACAUCAAUCUGUUUUCAUUUAGAAAAAAUUAGGAAUAUAAAACAAAGUUAAAACUGUCAUGGUAACCAGAAAUGAGGUUUCAUUACUAAAAUUUAACAGAAUUUGUCGCUAAUCGAAGGGUAACCCAACUGUACACUAGAGGAUGUCCUGUAUGUAUUUGAAAAAUAAGUAAUUUGAAAGUGGCUCAUUGUAAAAAACAGAUUAUCUUUAACCUUCCAGUCAGUCAAGGCUAUGUCUAAAGGGUUAAAGUGAAUUUCUGAGAUGUGCUAUCCAGUGAUGUAAUAAGGAUAUGCAAGGAAUGACGUCGCGUAUGAGCUCAUGAAUAUCCUUCUGAACUUCAUUUACUUUUUAAACGUAAAACAUAGAUUCUAAUACACACACAUAUAAUGAAGUCCAUUUUCUUUUAAGUUUUUAAUGGAACUUAUCUUUAAAACGCAGAUAGGUGACCCUUGGAAGCUCAUGAAACAGAUGAAUUCAAUGUUGCUUGCAUCCAAACAUCAACUGAAAGAUAAACAAAAAAAGUUGCAUGCUUUCGUUUUGAUUCCUCUCUAGAGGACAGAUUUCAAGUUAUUAGUGAUCACAAGUGCCAAGGUAUUGCUCACCUAUUUUGAGAUUAAGUUCAGAAUUUCUUAAGGUGAGUAUAUGCAAUGAUGCAGUGCAAGGUGUAAACGAGCUACGUAAAUAUUUUGAAAUUCUUCAAAAAUUUACAUGUAUUUCAGAGAAAGUUUUGAAAGAUCGAGUUUACUUUCUUCAGGAGCCUCUACUGUCCAAAAAACUAAAUCCUACAAGAUGACUAGAGCAAAGGAAUAUUUUUGCCUUUGAAAGUUUCAGAUAUGUUCUCCAUCAUGCAGUUGACAACAAAAGACAUUUCUUUAACAGCUUUCUCAAAAUUAUGCAUCCUCAUUCCAAAUUUAAAAGUAGCUGUACUGCAGUGUCAUUUGUUCUUUCCUUCCUGAUAUUUCAUAAUUCCAUCUCUGUUCAAUAUAAAUACUACACAAAUAUUAAGUUAUUGUUGUGACUCAUAUGACUCAUAUUGCACCAUGGACAGCGAUAUUCAUUCAGACAGCAGCUCAAGUUUAGAUGACUCUGGAGACAGUGCUGAUGAAAAUGAUCUUGGUGAAGCGUGCUCUUUUAAGAGAAGGGUUCUUCAACUGCCUGAAUGCUUUUGUGCUGAAGAAGAUGUUUUCAAGGAAGUUUUAAAUCCAGCUACCUGGAAGAGUGUUUUGAAUAGUAAACAUGGUGAAAAAUUAAAGAGUCUGUUGCCAGUAUUUCCCGAUGAUGAUGAAAAAGAAAAAAGUGAUACUUUGAGGAAACUUGUUGAAGGUGAAAAUUUUAAAUUUGGAAGUCCGUUUAAACAUUUCUUUCACAAACUUAAAGAUGGAUUUUUGUCAUCUGAUGUCAUAAAAGUGACUAAUGCAUUGAAACGAGCUAAUUAUCGAGAGUAUCGAAAUCAACAGCAACAAUAUUCUUAUCAUCUGUUUCAGGACAUUCUAGUUUCACGAAAGAAGCUCAUUGAUGCAUCUUAUACAUUACCACCUGAUCAAGCAGUUAAAAUGCAGCAAUUUACUGCUAAGCCUAAGGAUGCUACUCUGUCUGAGAGAACAAGGUUGAGGUAUUUUUCUGCUCUUCAAGACCUAAGAGAUGAAACUGGAGAAUUAGAAACCUCUUCAGAAGAUGAAAAUUACCCAGAAAGCAGUCCACCUAAAGUGCCCAGAAAAUAUAAGAAGCAAAUGCAAUUGCAUGAAGCAGCUUUAAGUUUUGAGAUGACGCGAAUUACACCUACAACUUCUUUUCCCCAUGGCUAUCCAGGUUCUGGACAUUUUCUAAACCACAACAUUGAUAUGUUUGAAGUAUCAGAAGAGCGUUAUCGUGAAAUGCUUUUAACACAUAAAGAAAGAAUGUUCUUAGAUCCAAACCAUCCAGAACUUGUUAUAUCUCACAUUAAGUUGAAAGAUGUCACAAUACGAUCUAAUAUGACUAAACGCCCUUCCAAUAAAAUGAGUGAAAAUCCAUUGAAGAAAAAACUUAAAGUUUCAGAAAAUUCUGAUAAAUCUGUUAAUUCUGCUUACAUCCAUGACUAUGAAGGGGAUUCUUCUGCUUCGUUUGCAACCAUCUUCAACAGAGAAGAUUCAUCAUUCAGUACCAGUGGUCAUGAUACUAACUUUGAUGUAAUGCCUCCAUCUGUCCAAGAAACUGAAGUACAAACAGAUCCUUUAACAAUACUGGAUGAAGGUGAAGACUCUCAGAUGUUUGACACUGCUCAUCAGACUGCUAAUAGAUUGCCAUCUCCUCAUCCUGAAAUUCAUCAGUAUCCUACUUGUUUUUUUGCUCUGUUGCGAGAUAUAUUUUGUGAAUCAGUUGAGCAAAAGUUGUCUGCUAUAAAGCUUGAAGAAAAAGUACGAAAUUGGCAAGGUGGUCCAACUGCUGCUUUGUUUGAAUGGCUGAAUUUUCAAGAAUCAUGGUCUGACCUGGUGUCUUCUGCUUUAAAAUUUCUUGCUGGGGAUUUGAUCAGUAUAUUACCUGAUACGUUUGUUCCAUUUCUGGAUUACAAAGAAAAGCAACAGCAAUGGCAAUGGAUUGGAUCUGGCAGAGAUUCAGAUGAGCAGAUGUAUGGUUUGUGUCAGCAGUGGCUGGAAAGUAAAGAUGAUAUAUCAUGGGAUAUUCUGGAAACAUCUCAGGGUUCUCCCCCUCCACCUAGAGUAACUACUGGUUGGAUUGUCAGACCCACAGCAGAAGAGGAGAAACAAGUUUAUCGAGAGCAGGAAUGUAUACGAUACCAGAAUCCUCAUAAAGCUUUUACAUUUAAAGUUCAUGGAUAUGAAGCUGUCGUUGGUCCUGUUAAAGGAGUUUAUGGAAAGGAAAGUGGCAUAAAUAAAGCUAGAGAGCAUUCAUUAUUAACUUCUGAUAGGCCACCAUUUGUUACCAUCCUUUCAUUAGUACGUGACUCUGCUGCAAGACUGCCUAAUGGAGAAGGUACUCGGGCAGAUAUAUGUGAAUUAUUGAAAGAUUCUCAGUAUCUUGCGCCAGCUAGCGAUCAGCAGAUUCAUACUGUAGUAAGUGGUGCUCUUGAUCGAUUGCACUAUGAAAAGGACCCUUGUGUCAAAUAUGAUGUAAAUAGAAAAUUGUGGAUUUAUUUGCAUCGUCAUCGUACAGAAGAAGAAUUUGAACGAAUUCAUCAAGCUCAGGCUGCUGCUGCUAAAGCUAGGAAAGCUGUGCAGAAAAGUAAAUUGCCUAAAUUUAAAAGCAAAGAAAUUACACGUGCUCUGACAUCAGCACAUGCUACAUCAAGUGCAGAUAAUGCUGCUCUCCUAAAUGUUGAUAUACCACCAGUCAUAACUUCUGGAACAUCUGUCCAAAGUCCUCGUGGUGGAUCAAGUCCAAGAACACAGGGAAGUCCUAAAGCUGGUCAUACCUCAAACCGCUACAUUAUGCAUGCUGUGAAUAACACUCCACCCCAAGCAGAAGUCAAAUGUACUAUGUUAGGCAUUGAUAACCAAAGUAAAAAUCCAGAAUUUGUUCAGAAUGAUCUUCAGACUUCAUCAGUUACAAGUACUGUGGAUACUAUGCAACAGACAUUAUCUUCAACUGCCCCAACAAAUGUUCCAGAUAUUAGCAGUUCUCGGCAAUCAUCAUUAGGCUCAGCCUUAUCUCUGUCAAAUACGAAGAAUGUAGUUGGAAGCCUGAGUGCCUCCCAAAUUGUCAGUGUUACACCUGUUCAUAUUAAGUCAGAACAAGUAAGAGCUGUAGGUAAUCUCUCUUCACAUGUUCAUGAUGUUCUUAAUGUUGACUUAAAGCCAUCUUCUCCAUCUUUUGUUGGACAGCCUCCAGUUCUUCAGCCAAUUUUAAGUCACCAAAGUAUUGAAACUGCUAAUUCUCUCAGCACUAUAACAACAUCCAUUUCUCCUGCAUUGAUAUCCUCAAACUCUGUAACAAAAGCAAAAGUUAAUUGUGCUAGCUUAUCAGGUUUACAAAGUUCAGCUAUUACUGGAUUUCAAACUAUUGUUAUAAAACAGGAACCAGGAAUAAGGUCUUGUAACGGUGUGUCUACAAUUCCUUUAUUAUCAAUUGAAGAGAGAUUACCUUCUACAAAUCCCUCAGCAAUAAAUUCUGGUCCUGUUGUAGCGAGAUUAGUUCACGGAUCACAGUACCUGUCUUUCAGUAACAUUGUAGCAAGUUCAACUACAUGCUCAACAUCUAAACCUAUUACUGGAGCUGUGCAAAAUUUUAGAGUUCAGGGUGGAAAUAUUUGUCAGCAAGUACUCUCAACAUCUACAAUUAAAGUUAUGCAUACAACUCCGGUUUCAACUAUCACUGAUUCAAGACUACCAGUGAUAGCAUUGAAAAAUCCAUUAGGAGCUGCUAAAGAUAUAUCUGUGAUAUCUCAACCUUCAAAUUCAUUAAGUGUUUGUGGUCGACUUUAUCAAAUGGCAAAUGUGAAAAAUGCUGUAAUUUCUUCAGAUACAUCUGAAACAAAGCUGUCUGAAAUAACAUCUACACAAGAGGGUUAUGAAACUCAUGACAAAGAUACUAAAGACUUGACUAUUCCAGCACUAGCGAUUUCAACAACGCAUAGUGCCUCUUUGCCUGUCUCACUUAGAAAUACACAGGCUGUAAUAAAAGUUUCACCAAAGUAAAGGGAAAUUUCUUAUGAAAAGGAAUCACUGAACAGAAGAUAAUGGAUUUGUGUUGUAUAUUUCAAGACAACUUUUGAUGCAGUAUAUGAUUUCUUCUGCAAAUAAUGUGUAAUUUUUUUUUAAUGUAAUACAGUACAAAGUCUGAAAUCCAGGCAUCCACUACCUGGACCUCAGUGCCACCAGAAAAAAAAAAUCUCCCUUACAAAGUUUUGAAAUGGAGACUCUAAUGUUCAAGAAAAGCAGGUGUGCCAUAAAAGCAUGAUUAACUGUGAUUCCUAUAUGUCACUUUCAAACACCUGCUGCCUAGUGACCAAAGCAAUUCAUCAAAUGACAUUGUACUGUUGUUAGCCACAAACCUUGAGUGGCUAUGGUUAGUAGCAUUUUUCCGUCUAACCUAAACAAUAAAUGAAGCCCCAACACGUACUUUUUAGAAUGGGAUGUUGCUCAUACUGUUUUUAUUUUGUUGGCAUAACGGGGAAAGGAGAAAGACUUAGGGUCUGAAGAAUCAAAAUGCAGUUAACAUAGCAAAGUCACUCUUCCUUAUUUGGUUUGAAGCACUUAUUAUUUCGAUUGAUCUGUUAUGCAUCAUAUCAAAAUUAGUUUUUAUAAAUGAGAACUUCUCUAUUUUCCUUUUUUCCCGAAACUAUACAUCCGUCAAUCAACAAGUGGAAGUCGGAAAUUUGCACACUAUGAAAUCCAGAUGUAAAGUAACUUUUUAGAAACUGAUGCAGUACUAAGACAAUUUAAGAGUUCUGGAAAUAAUUUAAUAUACAUAUUUUAAUAUAAAAUCUGAUUAUCAGAAAUGAGAGGACAUGUCUGCAGAUAUUUUUAAAAAUGUAGCCAGCCCAAUAUACAGCCAGCUACUAAAUUUCAUGAUUAUAAUGAAAGCUGAAAAUUUUGUGGUAUAACAAGUAAACAGCAGUUUUCCAGUUGAUGGAAUAUGAGAAAUUCUAAAUGAUAAUAUAUAUGAAGUUUUAGAUUGUGAUGGCAAUGCAUUAAUGACAUGUUAUUUAAUAGAAUGGCUAAUAUGUAUAGAAUGGUUUUAAAUCCAAAAAAAUAUCUCCAUUUCAGCUUUGAGUCACAGUUUAAUAUCACAUUUUGGUAAUUCAGGAAAAGUCUUUCUUUAUGCAAAAUACUUCUUUAAAGAAAUAUCAGCAAAUAAUAUUUUUAAUUUUCUGAUUGCUUUGUCUUAGUGGAUUUAAACUGAUGAUCUAAAUUCCAAAACUGUUUCCGAAGUCCAGAGUUGUUGGCAGUUCUAGAUUUUGGACUUUGUACUGUAAUUUCUUUUUGACAUGUUUUUAAUUCUGAAUUAUAAAUAUAUUGCAUGUGUUAAUUUAUUUUAAUACUGUAAUCAUUUUGAAUUGAUCAAAAAUUGAUGAUUGAAUAUUGAAAUAUUGUUAUAAACUUUAAUUCAUAUUACAGUCAAAAGUCUUUAAUCCGGAAUGAUCUAUAAUCCAGGACCUCAAAGCUACAAAGUUUCUGUGCCUGUGUCAACGCAUAAUCCAUUAGCGUGUGCGCAUAAUACAGUUUACGCAUGCACGUUUAAUGUAUAACGGACGGUAUAAGCUAAGCUAAAAUUAUCUAAUCUAUUUCAGUUAAUGUUGCAGAUUGCAUAGUUCCUUAAUCUUCUAAUUGGAUCCGCCUUAUUAU
Stegodyphus dumicola is the source of this 7384-nucleotide messenger RNA. RefSeq names its product nuclear factor related to kappa-B-binding protein. Gene Ontology annotation, molecular function: protease binding. The record is from RefSeq and is a predicted model, not a curated record. Gene Ontology annotation, cellular component: Ino80 complex. Lineage: Eukaryota; Metazoa; Arthropoda; Arachnida; Araneae; Eresidae.